AGAAGUGAAAUAAAAAUAACCAUAGUUCAGAACAAACAAACAAAAAAAAAACCAUAUUAAAACCAAAUUAAAGCUGAAAUUAAAAUAAAUAAAAGAAAAACCAAAACACUAAAAAUAAGGGUUGUUUUUAUUGAAGUCUGUGUGUGUGUAUGCAGCGAUACGUUUGGCCCUGACCUGCCGCAACAAACAAAAACCGCCGGAGACAACUUGCCUGCCAGCAUCUAGGAACCAGUUCAGCUCCAAAGAGGUAACUCCAGUUUUGGCCCCAAACAUUGGUCCUUCUCCCGUAAAAAUAGUAAGGUCAAGAUAUGGAUUUCAAUACAGAUUUUUGUUGCCCACUUUGUAACAGACCUCACGCCAUCCGCCAAUGCUCUCGAUUCAUUGUGAUGCCCGUGGAGCUUAAGCUUCGAGUCGUGGCCCAGUAUUUACUAUGCUACAACUGCUUGGCCCAGUCGCAUAGUCGUGCAGAAUGUAAAAGUAUAGACCGGUGCCGUCGCUGUAUGCAGGACCACAAUACGUUGCUGCACCCUUUGCCAGAAGGUCGAAUUUGGUUUCCCAUGACAGCGACGGUACGCGUGGUUACCCGUAAUCCUAUAGACGUUUUUAUCAAAGCUCUCAUUGAUCCGACUGCAGCCAGGUCCUCCAUUUUGAAAAGUGAAGCCAAUGAGUUGGGAUUUCGAGUUUUUCAGGGACGCGUUACCAUCACAGUAUACCACAGUCGCGAGGAGAAACGGCGCAUAUCUGUUGAAUGCGUUGUAGAUAGCAAGUGCUAUGGCCUAAGCCCUAUUGUUAACUUAGAAAGACCAGAUAGAUAUCCACGACCAAUAGCUGUAGAUCGCGCCAACGCCGACGUUCAUUGGAAUAUCAGUAGCCCUUAUAUGCUGAUUCUAGGAGCUGAUGUCAUGAGUAAAGUCCUGAUUGGACCUGCAACUAGACGUCAAGGACAAUUAUAUGCACAGAACACAAUUUUCGGCGUAGCGUAUUUUGGUGAAGGUGUCAAAAGGACUUAAAGCAUAUAUUUUGCUAUAAUUUGUUGCCCUUAAAAGGCGUUUAAGUAUUACUUAUGUUUUUAUAUUUUGCUAUGAUAAACAUUUAUGUUAAUGUAUAUAUUGAAUUGCAUUCAGCUAAACAAAAUGUAUCUCAUUUAUUUUUUUUUUAUAUUAAUCAUUCGAAUUGAUAUCAUAAUUUACCAUAUGUAUCUAUAAAGUAGUUUUUUUUUUUUCUCUUUCUUUGUAUAUAAUUAAAAGUAAUGAAUUAAAAAAAAUGCUUUAAUUUUGUAGCUCUUUAUAAAAGAAAUGAAACUAUUGUAAAUUUAUCUUAAUCUUAUUUUAUAUUAUAAUAAUGUAUUUUGCACUGCCGUUGCAAGGUGGGCGGUAUGUUUGUGUCUAUCUAGUACUCAUACACUACAUCUGUCCUUCGUGUAAAAUCCCCCCAAUUAAAAUACUGUAUGGCAACUCCCCACUUCAGUGU
Molecule: messenger RNA, 1470 nt
Organism: Lucilia sericata (common green bottle fly)
Lineage: Eukaryota; Metazoa; Arthropoda; Insecta; Diptera; Calliphoridae
Exons: 2
Coding region: 309-1010 (233 amino acids)
Source: RefSeq, a predicted model, not a curated record